GGGUCUCUUCGCGGCCGGCCAUCUUGUGCGGCAGCGAGCAGGGCGCGGGGGGCCCGGCAGCAUCGGAGCAGGAUCCCGCCGACGGGGGCCCAUCAUGCCCGGACACCUGCAGGAGGGCUUCGGCUGCGUCGUCACCAACCGCUUCGACCAGCUCUUUGAUGACGAGUCCGACCCCUUCGAGGUGCUGCGGGCGGCCGAGAGUCGGCGGAAAGAGAGCGGCGGCGGCGGCGGGGCCCAGGGGGGCGGCGGGGCCCGAGGAGGCCCGGCGGGGGCGCAGAGCAACUCCUCGGGCGGCGCCGGCGGCGGAGGUCCGGGCCAGGCGGGCUCGGGCGGCGGAGCGGGCAGCGCGGCCAAGCAGCUGCGCAGGGAGUCCCAGAAGGAGCGCAAGAACCCGCUGCCGCCCUUCGCCGCCUCCGCCGGGGGAGAGCGCCGGGAGGAGGGCGGCGGGCAGCCCGGAGCGCCGCUGCGGAAGGAGGGGAUAAGGCGCAUUGGCAGGAGGCCUGAUCAGCAGCAGCAGCAGCAGCAGGGUGAAGGCAAACCCAUUGACAGGAGACCUGAGAGACGACCUCCUCGCGAGCGCCGAUUUGAUAAACCUGCCGAUGAGAAGGGAGAAGGAGGAGAAUUCUCUGUUGAUAAACCCAUCCUGGACCGACCGAUGCGUGGACGUGGUGGACUUGGAAGAGGCCGUGGCCGUGGCCGUGGGAUGGGCAGAGGAGAUGGGUUUGACUCUCGUGGCAAACGUGAAUUUGACAGACAUAGUGGCAGCGAUAGAUCUUCUGUUUCACAUUCACAUUUCAGCGGCCUAAAGCACGAGGACAAGCGAGGUGGCAGUGGAUCACACAACUGGGGAACUGUCAAAGACGAACUCACUGAAUUGGAUCAGUCUGCUGUAACUGAGGAAACGCCAGAGGGAGAGGAACAUCCGCCUGCUGAUUCUGAAAACAAGGAAAAUGAGGUUGAAGAAGUUAAGGAGGAAGGUCCUAAGGAAAUGACCCUGGACGAAUGGAAAGCUAUUCAAAGUAAGGAUCGUGCAAAGGUUGAGUUCAACAUCCGUAAACCAAAUGAGGGUGCUGAUGGGCAAUGGAAAAAAGGAUUUGUUCUUCACAAGUCAAAGAGCGAGGAGGCUCACGCUGAGGACUCGGUAAUGGAUCAUCACUUCCGUAAGCCCGCCAACGACAUCACAUCCCAGCUGGAGAUCAACUUUGGAGACCUCGGCCGCCCCGGACGCGGUGGCCGAGGGGGCCGGGGUGGCCGAGGGCGUGGAGGCAGGGCCAGCCGUGGGGGCAGGACUGACAAGUUGGUUAAGGAGUUUGAUGUGAUCCACACGCCCAACCAGUCAAGUGCUUCUGCUCCUGAUGUAGAUGACCCAGAGGCUUUCCCAGCUCUGUCCUAAACUGGAUGUCAUAAGCCAACCCUGCCCUCGUCGGGCCUUCCUCUCCGAGGCUUGCAUGCUUAAGGAUCCUAAACAACUAAGAAAUUUAAAAAAAAAAAAGAAAGGAGACUGUCAUUCAUACCAUUCACACCUAAAGACUGAAUUUUAUCUGUUUCGAAAAUGAACUUCUCUCGCUACACAGAAGCAACAAUAUGGUAGUCAGUUUUGUAUUUAGAAAUGUAAUGGUAGCAGGGAUGUUUUCAUAAUUUUUUCAGAGAUUAUGCAUUCUUCAUGGAUACUUUUUUGUAUUGCUGCUUGAAAAUAUGCGUUUCCAAACUUGAAAUAUAGGUGUGAACAGUGUGUACCAGUUAAAAGCUUUCACUUCAUUUGUGGUUUUUUUUUUAAUUCAGGAUUUUAGAGAUUUUCCCCUAACUGCGAGCUGGAUUUGACUCCUUGCACACUACCUGUGUCCCCUUGGCUCCUGCUUGGCAGGUUUUUACUGGCCCGUGGUCUUUUGGAAUAGGUGGUGUUUUAAUUUGGCAGACUGAGUGCUGUGUGAAACACCAACUCCUGAAGUUACUUCGGUUCUAAUGCUUAAUUUCAAACUUGGAAAAACAGUCAUUUUUCAUCUGCUUGGUGGUUUGUUUACACAGAAGCUUUAUACAGAAUUGUUAGCAGGUACUUGCAAAAUGCUCCAAGCACACUGGGCUCUGGUUCCAUGGCCGUGGAUCCGGCAGCGAUGUGUGGCUCGUUGGUCUAAACAGGUUUUGAAAUUAGUGUGACACCUUGCAUUCACCCCUCUUACCUUUUUAUUCCCUUCUUCAACAGAACAAGAAGCUUUGUUGGCAAAAAGGGAAAAAAGCUUUUAAAUUACCUCUGCUUUUCCUUUGGGAGGGUGCCCUGGAGCUGAGCCACCUCUCCUCUUGUGCAGAGCUGGGAGGGAGGUGGCAGCUGCAGCUCCUCUGCGGCUGUGGCACAGUGCCCCCAGGACAGUGGGACCCCAUGUGCUCACAGCACACACAGGCAGCCCUGCUGAGGAGGCAGCCCUGGCAGGAGGGCCGGGGGCACUGCAGGCUGUGUGUGAUGCAGAAAGGUGCAGAACAGAACCCCGGCGCUUCACCUUCAGUCCAAAUUUCAUCUGGGUGCUGUUUGAGGCUGGGCUGCUGGCUGACAAAUGAAUGUUUUUCAGAGAGCGAUUGUAAGAAAUCCUUCACACCACUGUAGUAACGCGUAGGUUUAAUUUAACCCCCGCCAAUGGGGCCUCACCGCUUCGCUACCCAAAAGCAGUUCAGAGAAUGACGAGUAAGGAGGGUUUCGUAGGGUUUUUAUCUGCAGCAUUUAGUAGGAGACUAGAAGCAGGAUUCUCAUUUUAUUUAAUGUUUUACACUUUGGACAGCUUAAAACAUUUGUAGUUUCUUAACUAGGUAGAUAGAAAACAAAUGGUAAUGCCCUAUUUUUUUAAAAGCUGUACAGGACAGGCAAAAAGUGUGGGAGACCUUUGACUAUGUAAUACCGCACUCCUUGACCGUGGUGUUGGCUGGCUCGAUUUCCCUGAACUAUUUUCUACAGACGUGUUUGUUGUAAACCACUGUGAAUACCAUCAGAUCAGACUUCCUGGUGUUCUCACCUGCCAGUUCAAAGCACCAGGCUGGGAGGAGGAGGCAGGUUUCCAGCCGGUGGAUGGCGAUAGCUCUUGGCUCAUUUCUCCUGACUAAGCAGGCAGGCAGGUGCUCGGUGCAGGGGCUGCACUCCUUCCAGCACUCAGUGUUUCUCUUCCGUCUCCCGCUGUGAGUUGGUAGAAUGUGCUGCAGUUUCAGUUUUGGGACGCCUUGAGUAAUACAACUAAUUGCCUUGACAUGCAGAAACGCUUACAGAAAAGCUUUCUCUGUAACAUAAGCCUUCCCCAUCUCCAGACUGUGUAUCUGCUUGUUUCAGUUGUCACUCUGCUUUCUUCCAGAUGCCUUCUGGGCUGUCCAGUUGGUCAUUUGGGGCCAGGCUGGCCAGAAGCUUUCCCUUCUGCUUUAGAGACUAGAGCAGUUCCCGGAACGGCACGUCACGUACGGUGCUCAAGACAGCUUGUACUUAAAUUGGUCCGUCUGCUGUUCUGAUAGAUGUAAAUUUGCCUCUUUCAGUCCAUUCGUGUCAAGAACUAAAACUGUGAACAUAUAUCUUUAAUAUUGGUGGGUGUUAACUGAAAUAAAGGUUUAUUUUCAUGCUCUUUUAAAAA
Messenger RNA from Gallus gallus (chicken), 3599 nucleotides. It is a transcript of the gene SERBP1, whose product is annotated as SERPINE1 mRNA binding protein 1. The transcript is spliced from 9 exons. The coding region runs from base 95 to 1393 and encodes 432 amino acids. Gene Ontology annotation, cellular component: nucleus; cytoplasm. Gene Ontology annotation, molecular function: mRNA 3'-UTR binding. The record is from RefSeq and is marked validated. NCBI's taxonomy places the organism in Eukaryota, Metazoa, Chordata, Aves, Galliformes, Phasianidae.